Messenger RNA from Lytechinus variegatus (green sea urchin), 1277 nucleotides. Its product is annotated as receptor-type tyrosine-protein phosphatase mu-like. The record is from RefSeq and is a predicted model, not a curated record. The transcript is spliced from 6 exons. Bases 220 to 1158 code for a protein of 312 amino acids. Gene Ontology annotation, molecular function: protein binding. Lineage: Eukaryota; Metazoa; Echinodermata; Echinoidea; Temnopleuroida; Toxopneustidae.
AAUACGCCAAAGAAUGAAGGUCAGCCCAACAUCCGAUUUACUUGCCACAGAGUUGGUGAGGAAGAGUAUUCGUCGUUAGCACAGCCAAUCGUACGUCUCUACAGGAUAAACGAUGGGUCAGGGCAGUUGUCCGAUGACGGGAUCUGGAGACUUGGAGAUAGUCAGCAAGAAUCCUCAACUACUGAUGUAUUUCAAGUCGAUCAUGUAACAGCGGAAGAUAUGUUUGUUUGCAUCAUCUACGAUGUCAAUAAUUACAGAAGUGACAUAAUCCAUGCUGACCUUAACAUUUUACCUCAGUUGAAAAGGGCGCCUUUGAUCCAAGAGACAACCCAAACUUCAAUCACACUGACUUGGGAUGAAUGGAUGGCAAGGGAAGACAUUGGUGAUCCUCCACUAAUUGGUUACAACGUCUACUACAAGGAAGAAGCUCUUGACUCUUUGCCAUGGAUCCAAUUCGAUCGUGAAAACGAUACGGAAGCUGCAGAAAGGGCUGAUGGGUUGGACCCGGAUACUGAUUACAUAUUUGCUGUCUCUGCAGUGCGAGAAGGUCAGGGCGGAGAAGGUCCCUUGAAAAAGGCUUCUGCAAGUACUAAAUGUUUGCCCCCCACCGGAGUCGUUUCUCAUGUCACGGCCCAUCAAGUCUCUUCUCCAGAUGAACUUCUUAUUACGUGGCAGUUGCCAACAUCAGGUGCUAAUUGUCGAAGUGGUAUGGCAAACAUAUCGAUCUACUUCUCUACUGUGAAUCACGUCUCUCUUGUCGAGUCGGUAAAGAUACCGUUCAGUGAUACUACUGAAACUCAUUACCUGGACUCGGUCCUACCUGAUACCCAGUACGCGAUCUAUAUCACAUUAUGGAACAAAGACGCCGAAGGCCCAUCAAGCCAAAGUUCAUUAAGGAUGACAUCUCAACGACAAACAAGUGCUGUUCCGUGGGUUACAUUUGGUGUUACUCUAGCUCUCCUUCUCGCUUCUCUUGGCACUAUCAUAUUCUUAUGGAGAAGACUCAAAACCAAUCCCGCAACUCCGAAGGCAAACAAGACAAUCCAAGAACAACCGCCUUACGAGAACCCAACAUUUGAGGAAUCUCUUAUACACACCUAUGAAAGCACGAUACGUAUGGACCCAACGACAGACAUUGAUUACAUUAAUGUCAAGUGAAUAUUUGAGGAAAUAGAACCAUGUGUGGUUUGAGGGUGGGACUUUAGGGACUGAAUCCUCCCCCCAAAAAAUCGUUCAAGCCCUCCCCCCAAAAAAAUCGUCCAAAAAUAAAUAUCUUA